Closterium sp. Yama58-4 is the source of this 4215-nucleotide messenger RNA. The record is from the annotation of a GenBank genome assembly. Lineage: Eukaryota; Viridiplantae; Streptophyta; Zygnematophyceae; Desmidiales; Closteriaceae.
AUGAUUGGGGAGGAGCCUAGACCGAGUGACCCCACGCUGCAGGAAGAUUGGGACGAGCGCUCCUCGGCUGGCUACUAUUUGAUGUCGCAGAGUUUGGAGCUGAACCAGCGUCACCACGUCAUGCACCUGCUGCCGGAGGUUGAAUGCGGUCCGAAGGCGUGGACCGUGUUGAAGGAGCUGCACGCCCCGACCUCCGUUGUCGCAACGUUGAUGCUGGAGAGGGAGCUGUCCGCGUUGCGCCUGAGCGAGGGAGAGCCGGUGCAACCAGUCCUGGACAAGAUGCGCGACCUCUACGCGAAGUUGGCGACCGCGGGAAUCACCUACCCGGAGCAGACCAAGUGCUUGAAGAUGCUCUCGCUGCUGCCGGAAUCGUGGCUUCAAUUUACGAGCGGAUUGAGCCUGCCGCAGAACCAGAGCUUGUGGACGCUCGAGUGGGUGCGGAUGAAGAUUCUGGAGGAGGACUUCCGUCGCCGCCAACUGAGGGGUGGAGACGACGGCAGCAGCAGCUACGGGAUGCAAGGGAGCCGACGUGGCAGAGGACGUGGCUUUGGUGGUGCUGGACGCGGUGCAAAGAAAGACGACGACUCCAACGACCAACAAGGAGGUACCGGUUGGGGGCACCCCUGGUUUUUGUGCUAUAAGAAACCCGAUGGAUGGACCCCCCAGAAUCGUCACCAGGAUGGCGGCGCGCGGAGGAACCAGAAAAACGGCGCCAACAUGGUCGCUGAUUCGUCCGACAACAACCCGAAGGGCAACGGCGGUGCGGAGAAGAAGAAGGAGCGCACCGCGGGCCAAUUCUUCCAUGUGGGAGACAAGGGGGAGCAAGGAGACGCCUCUGCCAAAGUUGGAGCAGAGUUGCACCCCCUAGACUAUUGGGUGUUGGACACAGGCGCUGCUUGGACGAUGACGCCGCGCAAGGACCUGCUGGACGAAGUACGAGCUGCACCGAUCAAUGAAGUGUGCUCCGCCUCUGGACACAUGUUGAAGGUGGCUGGUGCGGGACGAGCUGCGUUUAAGGGAGCGGAUGGCAAGCCGGUGGUGCUGCACGACGUUCUCUUCGUCCCCGACCUGAAGGCCAACCUUAUCUCCCUCCGUAAGCUUGGCAAGGCUGGGGUGAACACCAACACGGAUGGGGCACGCACUUAUAAGGGGAAGCUGGGCAAUCGGGUGCUUUGGGAUCUGCACGAGAGCAAGGACGUGUACAGAUCUAUGUGGCAGCUGCCGGCCCUGGCGUGGCAUGGUGGGGGGCAGGCUGGAGAGGGGUCUGCAUCCCAGGGGGAGUGCAAUGCCGUUGGAGGGGUUGGUGUGAAAGUGUCGGCCAGAUCUGGGGAGACGGAUUGGGCAACGGCACACCGACGCUUGGGGCAUGUGGCAAUGCCUCUGCUGAAGCAGCUGGAGAAAGAUGGAGCUGUCAAAGGUUUGAAGCUGAACGGACAGCCACCCGAUGACAACUGUGAAAUCUGUUUGCUUUCAAAGUUCACCCGUUUCCCUUUCCAUAGUGUGGCUGGCAGGAGCAAGAAGCCUUUGGAGCUGGUCCACAUGGACUUGGUGGGGCCGCUGCCGGUGCAAGGGCACAAGGGGGAGCGGUAUUUUCUUACAAUUGUGGAUGACUGGAGCAGGCUGAUGUGGGCGUAUCCGCUGAAGCAGAAGGACCACGCCGCCUCCACGAUACGGGACGAUUGGCUGCCAUUCGUGGAGAAGCAAGCGGAGUGUGUAGUGAAGCGGAUUAGGACAGACCGGGGUGGUGAGUUCCUUGGAGCUGAAAUGACGGCCUGGCUCAAGAAGCAGGGCAUCCAGAGAGAGCUGACCACGGCUUAUACCCCACAGUCCAAUGGUGUAGCAGAACGGGCAAACCGGACCAUUCUGGAGACAGCUAGGGCGCUGCUCAUAGAAUCUGGGCUGAGCAAUUCUAUGUGGCCUCAUGCUGUCCGGCACGCCACUGUCGCUAGGAACAGGGUGCUCACCAAGGUUGGGGAUGACUCGUGGGUGCCGUUGGAGAGGUGGCUUGGGAGGAAGCCGCCGGUGGACAUGCUGAGGGUGUUCGGUUGCAUGGCAGUCGCCCACGUCCCCAAGACCUACCGCAGUAAGUUGGGGGCGAGUGCAAUCUGGUGUGUGCAUUUGGGGCUGGCUGCUGAGAGCAAGGGAUGGCUGCUGUGGGAACCAUCCAAGGGUGUGUUGUUUGACAGCAGGGAUGUGAAAUUCAUUGAGGGCAUGAUGUAUGGGAGCUGGGAGAAACAGCCGGAGGCAAGGGUGUCCCAGCAGAUGGAGCAGAUCACCAUGCAGCUGGACCUGACUCCUAGUGUGUGGGAGGAGGGAGAGGAGGCAGCUGCUGGAAAUGGUGAUGGAGAGAAGAUACAGGAGGCAUCUGCUGGUGGAGAAAAUGGUGUGGAAACUGGCGGCAGCACUAGUGGAGCUGCUGGACCCGAGGGAGGAGAGAAGCAGCAGGGAAAAACUAAGAAGCCGAAGGGUGUCGUUAUGAAGGGAUGGGAGACACCCGUCUCCAGGCCAGGACGUACCCGUAUGGCUACUAAGAAGCUGACUGCAGGAACUGAUGCAGCAGAGCAGCAGCUAGGGACCGAAGAGGCAUUGCUGAUUCUACCUCAUGGCUAUGACCCGGAUGAGGAGGAUGAGCCUGCGUACUGUUUUCUUGCCCCUGCACCAGAGGAACCAGCUAGCAUGGAGGAGGCAUUAGCUGGACCAGAUAGGGACAAGUGGCUGGCUUCUAGGGAUGCUGAGUACCAGAGUCUGCUGGAGAAUAGGACAUGGGAUCUGGUGGUGCUGCCUGAUGGGAAGAAAGCGAUACAAUGCAAGUGGGUGCUGAGGAUCAAGACCGAUGACAAGGGGCAGGUCACCAUCUACAAGAGUAGGCUGGUGGCGAAGGGGUUUAUGCAGAAGGAGAAGCAGGACUUCAACGAGAUCUUUGCUCCCACUGCCAAACCCCCUACCCUCCGUGUCUUGUUGGCAGAUGCAGCUGUUAGUGGGAAAUUCAUCAUUCAGAUGGAUAUUUCAACGGCAUUCCUGAAUGGGAUUUUAGAGGAGGAUGUGUACAUGACGCAGCCGCCUGGGUAUGAGGAUGGUACGGGCAGGGUGUGCAAGCUCAACAAGUCCAUCUACGGCUUGAAGCAGGCGCCACGCUGCUGGUACCAGAAGUUGGCAGCUGUUUUAGAGGAGAUGGGAUUCAGGACCAGCAGCUGUGAUGAGAGCCUCUUUCUCAAGGGCGAGGGGGAGAAGCUGGUGCUGUUUCUGGUCUAUGUGGACGACAUUCUUCUCUUCAGCAGCAGCAUGAAGGAGAUCCAGAAAGUGCAGCAGCAACUGAUGGAAAACUUCAAGUGCAAGAACCUUGGGGAGGUAAAGUACUACCUCGGGAUGCACGUGGAGAGGGAUCCAGAUCACAGGUGGUUGAAGCUGCACCAGGAGAAGUUCAUCAAGGAGCUGGGGGAGAAGUAUGGGAUUGAGAAUGAGCGCAAGGUUGCAACUCCCCUGCCAGCAGAAUUCAAGCUUGUGAAGGCUGCAGAGGAUGAAGGGGUUGAAGCCGAGGAGCAGCAGCAAUUUCAGUCCUUGGUGGGCAGCCUCUUGUACGCAGCAGUUCACACGAGGCCCGACAUCUCUUUCUCGGUUGGGCAGCUGGCUAGGGUGGUGCAGAAUCCAUCAGAGGAGCAGGUGGAUGCAGCUGAGCGUGUGGUGAAGCAGAAAGGGGUUGAGGUGCUGAAAGAGAAGGGGGAGAGGCUUGGAGAAGGCAAGCUAUUUCUCACUUGCUUUACCGAUGCUACAUGGGCUUCUGAGAAGGAGGAUUCCUCAUCUGUGGGAGGAUACAUCUGCGUAGUUGGGGGAGGACCUGUUAGUUGGAGGUCCAAGAAGCAGACGGAGACGGCACUCUCUUCCGUAGAAUCAGAGUACAUGGCGAUGUUCCAUGGGGUGAAGGAGGUGAUUUGGCUGAGGAGGCUGUUAGAGGAGAUUGGCCAGGAGCAGAAAGUUGCUACGCCGCUGUUUUGUGAUAGCAAGGGGGCUCUUGGGAUGGCCAGGAACGCUGUGCUUCAUGGCCUGAACAAGCACAUGCGUAUCAAGUGGCACUGGCUGCGUAAGGAGGUGAAGAGGGGGACGGUGAAUCCAAUCUACAUCAAGACUCACCAGCAGCCAGCAGACUUUCUCACCAAGAGGCUUGCGGAUGAGCCUCAUUGGCGUUGUGUGCGCAUGAGUGGAAUGAGCAUGAACUAG